This is a messenger RNA of Triticum dicoccoides, 1811 nucleotides long. RefSeq names its product ubiquitin-conjugating enzyme E2 28-like. The transcript has 10 exons. Bases 452 to 919 code for a protein of 155 amino acids. The record is from RefSeq and is a predicted model, not a curated record. NCBI's taxonomy places the organism in Eukaryota, Viridiplantae, Streptophyta, Magnoliopsida, Poales, Poaceae.
UUGAUGUUUGCUGUUUGUUGAUUGAUUGAUUGAUUGUUGUUUGUUGAUUGGCAUCAAACGUUGGUAUUCGUAGUUCCUGAUCAUAGGUAACAGACCUUGCACUAUUCUUUUUCCUGAACUUUUUUUGUGAUUAUGUCUUAUGUGGAUAUCAUAUUCUCUUUUUGGUAUUACUGUUGUCCAGUCCUUGGAAUAAUGCAUUUCUAAGUAUUUAAGGUACAGGACAUAUCACAUUUGCUCUUUGUUGUGUUGCUAAGGACACUGAUGGGUUGAGUUGGCAUGUAGCGCAGUCGUGGAUUGCCCAUCAACCUGCUGAGCUCUUUCUGGAUAGGACAGAGGUACAAUAUUUACAUCCAUGGCAGAAGGUUCUUAACCCUGAACUCAUCAAAGGUCCUUGGACUCAAGAGGAAGAUGACAAAAUUAUUGAUCUUGUAAGCAAGUAUGGACCAACAAAAUGGUCUCAUUGCAAGGACCUGUAGAAGGACCCUCCCACCUCAGCGCAGGUCCUGUAGGUGAGGACAGUUUCCACUGGCAGGCCACUAUCAUGGGAUCCUUGGACAGCCUGUUUACUGGUGGUCUAUUUUUGGUGAACAUACAUUUCCCACCGGAUUAUCCCUUCAAGCCCCUGAAGGUCUCUUUCCGCACCAAGGUGUUCCACCCAAACAUUAACAGCAACGACAACAUUUGCCUUGACAUUCUCAAGGAACAGUGGAGCCCGGCUUUGACCAUAUCAAAGGUCCUCCUGUCAAUCUGUUCGUUGCUGACGGACCCCAACCCCGAUGAUCCUCUGGUGCCUGAGAUCGCUCACAUGCACAAGACUGAUUGGGCCAAGUAUGAGUCCACAACACGCUCCUUGACACAGAAGUAUGCCAUGGGUGGAUGUAUAGGCAAGCAAUGUCGAGAGAGUUCUUCUCACCUAUAGCUAAAGUCGAAGACGACAAAUCAGGUGAAUUAUUGGAGUUGCUGGACAAUAAAUCAUCGGUCAUCUGAAUCUUCAUUUGUAAAUAUGACUGCUGGUGCUGCUGAUGAUGCUAGCCAUCGGCUUGGAACUGAUGAGAGACAACCGUUGUUGCCAACUUGAAACAUAUCCCAAAAUAAGUGACUCAACUUUGUACUAACUUUGUACUAAAGUUAGUGCAAAGUUAAGUCACUUAUUUUGGGACAGAGGGAGUAUUUUUUAGGUAUGAAUGGCUUACCUCUCCUCCUCUCGCGUCUGGUGAGGCAAUUCGUCCUCGGUUCGUGCCUCUCCUCCUCUCGCGUCUGGUGAGGCAAUUCAUCCCCGAUUCCCUCUCCUCUCACCUCUGACUUUAUAUUGCUCGACCCCGCUUGAUUCAUCCGUUUAGAUUAGAAGAAUCGCGUCUGAUUUGUCAUUUUGCUCGUUCUCAAUUCAUCUGUCUUAAAGUGUGUCUGAUUCGACUGAUUUUGCUCGUCCUAGAUUCGCCCGUUUAGAUAGGAAAAUCAUGUCUAGUUUAAUUUACUCGUCCUCCUCGUCACUAUAGAGUCGCUCGUGAUAUGAUUUUGCUUGUCCUCGUUGUUGCCCUGAUGCUCUCGCGUGUUCUUGGGGCCGUCUCGUUAGGGGUCUCCGUCCCUGCGACUCUGGGAGGAAGCGGGCGAGUGAGCGAGCGGUCAGUCGGUCUGAUUUGCGAAAAGCCUGUUUGAGAAACUUCUGUUCCUGCGUUUCGUGUUCACGGUGGAGCGACGGUUCCUGCGUUUACUUGUGCGUGCGCUUCUGUUAUCUGACUAUCCUGCGUUUCGUGUUCGUGUCGGGGCGACGGUAGCAGGAACGAUCGGUUCUGGUUUCCGAAAUUGGAGCA